Chelmon rostratus (copperband butterflyfish) is the source of this 1078-nucleotide messenger RNA. Its product is annotated as immediate early response gene 5-like protein. Lineage: Eukaryota; Metazoa; Chordata; Actinopteri; Chaetodontiformes; Chaetodontidae. The record is from RefSeq and is a predicted model, not a curated record. The transcript has a single exon. The coding region runs from base 131 to 1009 and encodes 292 amino acids.
GACAUGGAGCGCUAUGGACACAGUCUACACGAAUCGAGUAGGAAUCUCAGCUAAAGACAUAAAUAUUUCUUCAGUUAGGAAGCAAACGUUUUGAGAGACUGAGAGGAAAGAACGGGUGGCCCGGUUGAGGAUGGAGUGUGCAUUUGACGCACAGAAUCUGAUUUCCAUUUCUUUGAGGAAAAUCCAAAGCUCCAGGACGCAGAGAGGAGGCAUCAAGCUCCACAAGAACUUGCUGGUAACGUACGUUCUGAGAAACGCCAGGCAGUUUUAUAUGAGCAAAAACUUGUCGCAGACGCAGAGGACGCAUCACUAUGAGGAUGUAGCUGCAGUCCGGGAGAGACAAGAAUACCUUGAAUUGACGGGGAGCUUAACGGAGUUGGCCGAUGACUUCUACUGCAACUUUACUGGGGUUGAGUCGGACACUUGGCACUGCGGAGCGCACCAGCCCAUCGGCCAGCCUGCAGAGGUGGCGCACCAAGACGCAUCUGCCUGCGCAAUGGUUUCACCAAGUGACUCUGACCUCAUGGUUUCGGACGCCUGUUGGAGUUGUGCAGACAAAUCCUCCUGGGAGUUACCUAUCCCAAACGCACAAGCCAACCAAAAGACUGUCCUGGACUUGGACACGCAUGUGGUGACUACUGUCACGAACGGAUACUUCCACUCAGACUGUUGCGCGCAGUCAAAACAGCCGCAGGGCGCGCAGUGCUACAGUAAAAAGCGAAAGAUGGACACAAGUUAUCAUAUUGUUGAUCCAGAGUUUUAUUUGCCGGACUUUGGGCCAGUGCCAUGUAAGAGGAUGAGGACGGAUGAUGAUUCACACUCAGACUCGGACCAGUUGGACAGCACGAACAUCUCCAACCUGAUCUCAGUGUUGGGCUCAGGUGGACUAUCUGAGUUUGUGAGUUGGCAGCAGACGGACCUUGAGCAAAUAUUCGCCGCUCAAACAAUUUGUUUAAAACAGACACUGUUAGCAGGCAGCGGCUGGACCAGAGCAAUCGAAGCAUUUUGAUUUGUAUGAUUGUUUUUCUUUGUAUCGUUUUAUUUUAUUCCUUUCAAAUAAACCAUGAGACGACUGCAA